Molecule: messenger RNA, 2501 nt
Organism: Hyposmocoma kahamanoa
Lineage: Eukaryota; Metazoa; Arthropoda; Insecta; Lepidoptera; Cosmopterigidae
Product: facilitated trehalose transporter Tret1-like
Exons: 5
Coding region: 471-1946 (491 amino acids)
Biological process (GO): transmembrane transport
Cellular component (GO): membrane
Molecular function (GO): transmembrane transporter activity
Source: RefSeq, a predicted model, not a curated record
CGGUACUAAAGAAGCUAAAUCUAACCGGUUUCCCCACACGAGUUUUGCAAUCUCAGUCAGAUCUGUCAAAGCUAAUGUACGCGCGUACACAUGACGUACGUUUAGUCGAUAUGUGUCCGCCAGAACACCGAGACACAUCCGCCAUUGUGAAAAAUUAACCCGCCUUUUUCAUUCGUAAUUAUUAUUUUCUGUUCAAUAUCUUUUUAUUAUUAACGUCAUUGUUGUAUUUAAAUUCUUGUGAUAUUGUAAUUGAAUUUAAUUUCUGGUGAUAUAGUGUGGUAUAAAUUCAUUGAUUUUUUUAAAGUCUCGAACGUUUUCGAUUUCGAGAUUGUUUGGUUUCUAUGUUUGCGAAAGCAUAAAGUGUUCAUGAUUAAAGUUUUAUGAAUACUCAACCCACCUAACCAGUGCUGUGAUAAAUGAUACUCGAGAAAAGAAGAUAUUAGAAGAGAAGGAGAACAUAAAGAGCCAAAAUGACAGAAGUCGUGUAUACGCAGAGACAGAAGAUCUCACCAUUUUAUAGACAGUUGCUAGCAGUAAGCGGAGUGGUUCUAUACAUGAUCGGCACGGGCGCCAACAUCGCCUUCCCAGGAGUGCUGCUGCAGCAAUUAAGAGAACCUGAUACCGCUGUGCAGCUGACUGAAGAACACGAGUCCUGGAUCGCCUCCAUCCUCGGAUUAUGCCUCAUCUCAGGCAUCCUGGUAGCACCGUUCGGUCUGCAACGCCUGGGUCGAAGGCUCACCAACCAGCUCAGUACACUGCCAGCCAUGGGUGGCUGGGCAUUGCUUGCGGUUGCUAAGGAUCCCGGUGUUUUGUUGGCCAGUAGGGCUUUACAAGGUUUCGGAAUGGGCGUCCAAGCAGCCUGUGCGCCAGUGUCAAUUGCAGAAUAUUCAUCACCAGAACACAGAGGCGCCUUCCUUGCCACCAUAGCAUUCUCCUUCGCAACAGGAAUGUUUACAGCUCAUGUCUUUGGGACCAUUUUAUAUUGGAGAACAGCCGCGCUUGCCUGUGGAAGCUUUUACGCUUUAUCUCUUAUCCUAAUUUCUUUGACCCCUGAAACACCACCGUUUCUGGCUUCCAAAGGAUCCUACAGUGAAUGUAGAAGAUCAUUCCGAUGGCUAAGAGGCAAUACUGAUAAGUCAGAACGCGAAUUAGAAGUAUUACUCAAUAGUGAACAGAACAAAGUAGUGAAUACGAAAGCUGACGAAUCAAAAUUGAAGAUGUAUAGAAAAAUUAUAAAGAAACCAGAAUUUUAUAAGCCUACCUUCAUAAUGAUGUUCAUGUUUAUACUUUUCCAAAUAUCUGGGAUGACUGUAGUGCCUUCUUAUACUGUGCCAAUGAUGAACGAGGUUACAGGAGGUAGUAUUAAACCGUAUACAUCUAUGCUUAUCGUAGAUGCAGUACGGUUUGCUACGGCUAUUUUUGCCUGUUUUAUAACUGAUAAAUUCGGCAGGCGUACAGUUUUGUUCUUUGGUAUUAUAGUUACUGUCGUCUCCCUAUUAAUAACAUCACUAUUAUUAUACUUAAGAGAUUUCGGUUUUAUUCCUAAUGACUAUAAAUGGAUACCUGUUAUUCCGACUUUAAUGUAUAUUUUUGGGAAAACUUCAGGUAUUUUGCCUAUACCUUGGGCUAUCGCAGGAGAAAUAUUUCCAUUAGCGUACAGGAGUAUAGGCAGUGGUAUAUCUGGAAUGUUUUUAUCUAUAAUGUUUUUUGUAGUUGUGAAAACUGCGCCGACGUCGUUUAGGUCUAUUGGUGUUAGCGGUACCUUUUGUAUUUAUGGGAUUUUUACAGCUGUCUGUGGUGGUUUCCUUUAUUUUCUCUUGCCAGAGACUAAAGGCAAAACCCUUUAUGAAAUUGAAUGUUAUUUCAAAGGCAUUGGAGAUAAUAAUGGAAAAGUAAAGAGCGAGAGUGUCAAAAUGCUUGAGGUGGAAAACGUUGAAGGCGGUUGAUCGUGUGGUAGACAAAGAUAGGAAAUAUACAACCACCAAGACCAACUAGACAUUAUUUGAGGCGAAAUGUAGAACAUUAUAUUUACAAAUGCUACAGGGUAUCCUGUAUUCAAGUCAAUUGACAGUUGUCAUUGUUACCAUAGCUGGAUUAGUAGCAACAUUAGCGCCACAUUUCUAAUUACAGAUAACUUAGUCGAUCUGUGCGAAUUACUAAAAUAAAAACCUUUAGAGCCAAGCGGUAUUUACGAUGUUUUCUGUUAGAUUCAACGUUCUUGCAUUUUCCUUCUAGCAUACUACCAAACUCCUUGCCUAUUACUGGAUCAUCUGGUAUAUCGAUACCUCCAAUGAACACAACGUCAACUUAAUUUUCAUCAUUUUUUGUUUUUAAUGUAAACAACAUUAUUUUUUUAAUAAUAUUAUGCUCCUCGAAUUUUAUAAAAACAAGUUACGACACAAAAAAACAGAAAUCACCAAAAAGUAAAUUGGCGUGAUGAUCAUUUGAGGUAUCGAUAUGCUGGUAAUUUUUUAGUGAAACUGGAGGGACAUUAUCAGAUU